CUGCCAGCCACGUGUCCCCCUCGCCCCAACCCCUACAAAACUACGUCGUUGCCUCGGCGUUUUGCUUCAAAACUGCGCAAAAGCUCUCUCGAGUCUUUCACAAACAAAAAGGAAAACCGAAGAAUAAUCGGGGUCUCGUUCUCUUUGUCACAGAGAAUAAUCUUUUUGAUGCCUUACAGACGAAGAGAUAUUAAUUCCCAAUAAUUUACGCCAAAAUCGAUCUCUUCAGGGAUAGUAAGCUAAUGGCAACUGCAACUAUGGCCACCGCAGCCGGUGCAGCUGCCUUGUUGUAUUAUACAUUGAACCGUAAGUUACAGUCCCCCACAACUGGCGGUGAUGAUGACGAAAAUGGGGAUGAUAGUGUGCCAAAUCAGGGUCCUUUGGGAAUUGAACGGGUUUCGCAUAGGUUAAUUCAAGCCCCGGCUACAUGGUUGGAGACCAUCUCGACCUUGUCAGAGACUCUUAGGUUUACUUACUCCGAGACUUUGGGGAAGUGGCCUAUAGGGGAUUUGGCAUUUGGAAUCAACUUUCUUCUGAAGAGGCAGGGAAACUUGAAUGUUGAUGGUGUAUUUGGUGGAAUAGACAGUCAACAGCUAAAAGGAUCUCAAAUAAUUGCUGAACUCAAAUACCUCUUAAACUUGCUGACACUGUGUUGGCAUUUUUCAAAGAAACCUUUUCCUUUGUUUUUAGAGGAGACGGGCUAUUCCGUAGAGAAUGUUCUUCUUCAGGAACCCAAAGCAGGAAUCUUGAAGCCUGCUUUUACAAUUCUUGUUGAUCAUAAUGAAAAAUGUUUUCUCUUGCUGAUUCGUGGAACCCAUAGUAUUAAGGACACUCUGACGGCUGCAACGGGAGCUGUUGUACCAUUCCAUCACAGUGUUGUACAUGAGGGAGGAGUCAGUAAUUUAGUUUUGGGUUAUGCGCAUUGUGGAAUGGUUGCUGCUGCUAGAUGGAUUGCUAAGCUUGCGAAACCCUGCCUUCUAGAAGCACUUGACCAAUAUCCUGGUUAUGAACUUAAGAUUGUAGGGCAUUCUUUGGGUGGAGGCACAGCAGCACUUCUAACAUAUAUAUUGCGAGAGCAGAAAGAACUUUCAACAACCACCUGUGUGACAUUUGCUCCAGCUGCCUGCAUGACAUGGGAGUUGGCAGAAUCAGGUGGUGAUUUUAUUACUUCCGUUAUUAAUGGAGCUGACUUGGUGCCCACAUUCUCUGCUGCAUCGGUGGAUGAUUUACGUGCUGAGGUGACAGCAUCUGCUUGGUUGAAUGAUUUGAGAAAUCAGAUCGAGCAGACAAGAAUCCUUAGCACUGUCUAUCGUUCUGCCUCAGCUUUGGGUUCGCGGCUUCCGUCCAUUGCCAGUGCUAAAGCAAAAGUUGCUGGGGCAGGGGCAAUUCUGCGCCCUGUUUCCAAUGGCACACAGGUUGUUAUGAGAAGAGCCCAGAGCAUGGCUCAAGCAGCAUGGACUCGUCCUUCACUUAAUUUGUCGUCAUGGUCGUGCAUGGCCCCUCGUCACCGAGCCUCAGCUGUUCAUUCAAACUCAAAUGAUGAGGGAAGUUCUCCAGGAUCCUCUGGCAGAAACAAAGAGACUUCUGAGCCUCUCCUUACAUCCCCAAAGAGAAUGACAAGCUCAACUGGCAUUGAAACCAUUGAUCUUCCUGUAUCUUCAUCUGUAGGAAUGGAAUGGACUUCAGAGGUUGGUUGUUCUUAUUCUGAUGGAAUGCGUCCAGGCACUGAUGGUGAUGUCGGUAAUGAAGGUGAGAGGCUUAUGGACCGUGAUGGACAUGAAGACCGCAUGACCGAAGUUGAAUUGUGGCAGCACCUUGAGCAUGAGCUUUAUGAUAGAACAGAAAGUGAGGAGGCUGAUGUGGCAACUGAAAUAAGGAAUGUGGAAAAUGAAAUAAGGGAAGAGGAAGAAGCGGCAAUUGCAGAGGUAAGUGAUGGUCAGCCAGAGAGCUCUGCCCCUGAUAUGAAGGAAGCACACAGAUUUUUUCCUGCUGGGAAAAUCAUGCAUAUUGUUAUGCUUCACCAUGGUGGGCCUGAGUGUGAAAGUGGUAGCCCUAGCUCAAGUGCAUCGGGUAAUGAGCAGCCAGAAGAGACUAGGGUUGGUAUUUUCCUCACUCCAAGAUCUCUGUACAGUAAGCUGAGGUUGUCACAAACCAUGAUUAGUGAUCACUUCAUGCCAGUUUAUAGAAGACAGAUUGAAAAACUAAUUAAAGAACUCGAGGAAGAAAUAGCUUCAACUGGAGAUGUAGUGUUAUAGGGAGAGGGAGAUUGGAAUUAUACUGUGUAUAUGCAUUGCACCGGACUUGGAAUUUUGACCCCAUUGAUUUUGAAUCUGAGCUGCAUAGAGACGUUAACCAUCUUUCAUUUCUUUGCCGCAGUGUAGGAAGAACGGUGAUAGCGUGGCGCAGUCUAGGGAUAAAAACAUUCAUUUGGCUGCCUCUUUAUCACUUAAACCUGUAUACAGUUUCCAAAAUCCUCGUCUUCUGUAAAUUGGUUCAUUUUUUCUUUUAAUUAGUUGGCAGGCAAGUUUUAGUAUUUCUCUGUUGAACUUGUGGAUUAUAACAUGUCCUCUUUGUGGUUGCCCUGUUGGGCUUACUUAUUUUCAGCCAGGGAAACGCACUCAGAGGUUUA
Prunus mume (Japanese apricot) is the source of this 2629-nucleotide messenger RNA. RefSeq names its product Alpha/Beta hydrolase fold-containing protein. The record is from RefSeq and is a predicted model, not a curated record. Gene Ontology annotation, biological process: lipid catabolic process. Lineage: Eukaryota; Viridiplantae; Streptophyta; Magnoliopsida; Rosales; Rosaceae.